Messenger RNA from Triplophysa dalaica, 1327 nucleotides. RefSeq names its product forkhead box E3 (gene foxe3). Gene Ontology annotation, molecular function: RNA polymerase II cis-regulatory region sequence-specific DNA binding; DNA-binding transcription factor activity, RNA polymerase II-specific. The record is from RefSeq and is a predicted model, not a curated record. NCBI's taxonomy places the organism in Eukaryota, Metazoa, Chordata, Actinopteri, Cypriniformes, Nemacheilidae. The transcript has a single exon. Gene Ontology annotation, biological process: anatomical structure morphogenesis; regulation of transcription by RNA polymerase II; cell differentiation. Bases 83 to 1327 code for a protein of 414 amino acids.
UUUAUUUUGUUCCCGUUAGAGUUUUACAGCCUAUUAUUGGCUACAUAGAAUAUAACCAAAAUCCAUAAUUGAUCAAACUUUUAUGCAUCUUGCAAAUUUUUCUUAUUUCACGGGCAUGUGCAACGUGACGGCAGAUUUGCACCACUCGCCUGCCGAGGCGGCCAGUCCGGUGGUGAUGUCUCCAAAUUUGAGCCUGGAAUCCCCGAUUCCUCCUGCUGCUCUCCACCACCAAGCUCGAACGAAUGACAGUGUUCUAAUCAAAGCCGAGCCACAAGGCAGCAGUCCAAACACAGAAAGAGACGAAGGGAUUUCAGUGGGUCAAACCGAGGAACAUCUGCCUGCCACUGGGAGCCGGCGAAGAAAAAGGCCGGUGCAGCGCGGAAAACCACCUUACAGUUACAUCGCCCUCAUAGCAAUGGCCAUCGCCAACUCACCCGAGAGAAAACUCACCCUGGGUGGCAUCUAUAAAUUUAUAAUGGAGCGCUUUCCGUUUUACCGCGAGAACUCUAAAAAGUGGCAGAAUUCAAUACGGCAUAACCUCACUCUUAACGACUGUUUCGUGAAGAUCCCUCGAGAGCCCGGUAGGCCCGGCAAAGGAAACUACUGGACGCUCGACCCCGGCGCUGAGGACAUGUUCGAUAAUGGCAGUUUUUUACGAAGAAGAAAAAGAUUCAAGCGGACUGAUCUGAGUACGUACCCUGGGUACAUACAGAGCUCCAGCGCGUUUACGCCCACACCUAUGGGUAGACAGACAUACCCCAACACAAUGUACCCCAGUAUGACAUCGGGCUACGGGUCUCAGUUGACUGGAUCUUCGCAUCCAACGAUGCUGCAUCAUUAUCAGACAUCGGCGCAAGGUCAGACUAGGAUGUUUAGCAUCGAGAAUAUCAUCAAUCAGCAGACGGUCAUGCAAAGUGGACCAGGAGGAGACCUCAAUACGCAGUCGCUCGGACUCGGCGCGGGAGACAUGGGUAUAAUGACAUCCACCUGUUCCGUAUCGACCUCCGACCCUACAUGCUUUCAGACACAACUGAUGAAUCCCACAAGUAGGAACACUGGAAUUGCUUCAAACAUGACCACCAGCUACGCGUACCCCACGUCAGCAUCACCUACGCACCUUUCCGGGGUCACCCAGUCCAACUUCUCUCCAGGGGGUUCACAAGGGUACUGUUCGGUGAAUAGAAUUGCGCUCUCGACUGUGCGUUCUGGGUCGUGCGCCGAGCACACGGAUUCCCUUUUGGGUCUCUCCGGACCAGCAAUGAACUCUUACAAUAAUACAUAUAUGAGACAAGCAAAUUUUGCACCUGGACUAGAGCGAUACAUGUGA